CUCCUAAGGAAGAGGAUGCAAAGCAAAGUCCUGCCAUGUGCAUCGCAGCUCCUCGUGCGGGAAGGCAAGCGUUUGGAGCUCGCGCACCGUUUUCAUACUUUUUCUUAACAAGCUAGAUGAGGGAAAUCUAUCCCUUUGCUGUUUCUCUCUCUCUUUUUUUUUUUUCUUCUUCUUCCAGAAAAAGGGGGAGAGAGAGGCUCGUAUUGAAGGCAACCAGCUGCGCCUCUGAGUGGGAAACUCUGGACUGAUCUCAUGGCUUGCUUUUUUUUAUCUCAUUAACACUUCAUUAUCCCUGAAAAUGAACCUUUUGUGAAGCUCUGUUCCUAACUCUCCUUACUCCUCUUUCACGAGGUGACCGCUUUGCAAGGGAAGAAAUGGCAUGAAGUAAAUGACUCUAGUAUAAAGCAAUCUGCCAAAGUGCCCAGUGAGCAGCACUGUCACUUUAAUAAUACCAGGUCAAGGGAUUGCUUUCCUCCUUUCCAAUCCUCUCUUUUAAUACAUGGGAGGAUCAGAGGGACAUUAAAGACCGUUAAGGCUGGGUGGCUUGGAUAUAAUAAAAAUGAAAGUGACUGGCCAGUGACUUCUGCUGGGUAAGAGGGUGAUAUUUGAAGGCUGUUGUCUGGUGAGGAAAAAGGGACCUUUUCCGUCUGAUGUGUAGUCACCUAAUACAUAGCUAGCAAAAUUCAUUCAAGAAGUGAAAGAAGUUUAAAGAGUCACUUUGGAUUGUUUUUGUCUUCCUCCUUAUUUGGAUUAUUUGGGAGUUUUUGUCCUGCAAAUAAUACAUUUUUGAGCAUGUAAAGGUGGAGUAUUAAGACAGCUGCCUAGAGAUGGACUGUGCCUUAAUUGUAUUACAUAAAAUCUUUUAAUUUUCAAAUUUUGCUGCCAGAAGAGGAGUUAUAAUAGAGUUUUUUACUAUCAAGGAACACUUUCUCUUGUAUUUUUAUAGAUUCAAAUAUAUUUUAAAGAAAUUGAAAACCUCUCUUAAAAAAAUUCAAAAAGCUUCCCCCCCCCCCCCCUUUUUUUUCUUAUUUGUGGGAAGCAUCGGAAGCUCAAUGCAAGGAAUCGGCAAGUGCUGGUAGAAAUGAAGAUUCAAGCUGCAUUUCAUAACUGAACUGUAAAAGUGUUUUGCAAUAGAUAGACCUCGCAAAGUGUUCCGGUGGUACGUCGUUUGUAUCUGUAAAUAAGUGCUUGCAACCAGUCUCAGAAGUAGGAAGAAGAAUGCCAGUCAAGAAGAAAGAUACUGACCGAGCUUUAGUGCUGCUGGAAGAAUAUUGUAAGAAACUAAGGAAGCCAGAAGAACAACAACUGAAAAAAGCCAUCAGAAAGGUGAUGGGCAUCUUUAAGAGCAGCUUAUUUCAGGCACUUCUAGAUAUUCAAGAGUUUUAUGAAGUGACACUGCUAAAUUCCCAGAAAAGCUAUGAGCAAAAAAUAGAAGAAGCAAAUGAAGUUGCAGAGAAAUGGGAGAAGACAACAUCUGCUACAGGCCAUGAAAAUCUGCAGAAAAACCAAGAGUCUGCCGCUUCCAAUGGAUCGGAAGGAUCCAGACAAUGUGGUGUACACAAUAAGGAGAAUCAGACUUUUGAAAAUUAUGCGGUAGACAUGAAGACAAAGCCUGCCAGGGGGUCGGCUGGAGCGCCUGGACACGGCCUAAACGAUGACGCGGGCGGGCGAUUCGCGCCGCCGUUGCUGCCGGCCAUCUUUGCGCGACGGCAGCGCAAAGCGGGCCCUCCACCACCACCACCACCACCACCGCCCCGGCCAGCCGGCUGCUACUGCUGCUGCCAUGAACAGGGCUCCCAGCUCCAUCUAUCCAGAAUAGUUUUCCUCCCAGCUCUUCCGCGUCCUCAGUCUGCUGCUAAAUGGCUGGACUGGUCUGCAAGUCAAGCGUGUGACCCUCAAGCGUUCAACUCGCGGCACGCAGUCUUUCCAGCCAGCUUUGACGUUGCGAUGAG
Molecule: messenger RNA, 1952 nt
Organism: Struthio camelus australis
Lineage: Eukaryota; Metazoa; Chordata; Aves; Struthioniformes; Struthionidae
Source: RefSeq, a predicted model, not a curated record